CAAAGGGGAAAAUGUGACGAGCGGUCUUCUAUAUUUAAGUAAAUAUUUAAUAAUAAAUGGCCGCUAAGACGUAAAUGCAACGUGUAUUAGAUUACACUCGGUUCUUUAUGCUCUAUGUGUAUCAGUUUAGGUCAGAACUUAUACAAAAUAGUGGAGUAUUAACCCUUUAGGAAGCGUUAAUGAUGGCAUAAGCAGUUGUAACAGACUGCUAUAGCUACAGUAUGAUAAUUCAACAUUUCCAGAGAUAAGGGGAGUAUCCCUGUCGAGCUGAGGGGUGGGGUGAACCAGUGGAGGAAAAUUCAUAGGGCGUAUAAGGAAGUUAUUUUUGACGGGAGAAGGAGAAGUACAGCGUCUUCAGUUUGGACGAAAAGCUGCAAACACCGGUCUGAAAAUGCCUGGAAAGAAAGUCUGCAUCGUUGGAUCGGGAAACUGGGGUUCUUCAAUAGCCAAAAUAAUCGGACACAAUGUCAAAGCUUCCAACCGCUUCGACCCCAUGGUAAACAUGUGGGUCUAUGAAGAAAUCAUCGAUGGAAAGAAGCUCACAGAGAUCAUCAACACCAGCCAUGAAAACGUCAAAUAUCUGCCAGGUCAUACGCUGCCCAGGAAUGUGGUCGCCGUUCCUGACAUCACAGAAGCCGUCAAAGGAGCAAAAAUCCUCGUCUUUGUAAUCCCGCACCAGUUCAUCAGCAACCUCUGCGACCAGAUUAAACCUCACAUCACCGAGGGAACCAUCGGGAUAUCCCUCAUCAAAGGUGUCGAUGAAGGACCUGAGGGAUUAAAGCUCAUCUCUGACAUCAUCCGAGAGAAACUAGAGAUCGAGGUCAGCGUCCUCAUGGGGGCCAACAUUGCCAGCGAGGUGGCCGAUGAGAAGUUCUGUGAAACCACCAUCGGAGCCAAAAAUGAGGCAAACGGCGCCAUCUUCAAAGAGCUGCUCCAAACACCAAACUUCCGCAUCACUGUGGUACAAGAGAGCGACACGGUGGAGCUGUGUGGAGCUCUAAAGAAUAUCGUGGCAGUGGGUGCUGGUUUCUGCGAUGGUCUCGGUUUUGGCGAUAACACCAAAGCGGCGGUGAUCCGCCUGGGUCUGAUGGAGAUGGUCGCCUUCGCCAGGCUCUUCUGUAAAGGCUCAGUGAGCUCUGACACAUUCCUGGAAAGCUGCGGCGUGGCCGACCUCAUCACCACCUGCUACGGGGGAAGGAACCGCAAGGUGGCCGAGGCCUUCGUCAAAACGUCCAAGUCUAUCACUGAUCUGGAGGUAGAGAUGCUGAACGGGCAGAAGCUGCAGGGUCCGCAGACGUCAGCUGAGGUCUACAAGAUCCUACAGAAAAGAGACAUGGUUGACAAGUUUCCUUUGUUUUCUGCCGUCUACCAGAUCUGCUUCCAGGGCAGAGAGGUGAGAGAGAUCAUCACCUGCCUGCAGAAUCACCCAGAGCACAUGUGACGGGACCAAACGCACCAACAGCUGCUCCUUCAGUCUGCAACCACCAGAAGGGGCUAGAGAUUCAUCAGACAAACGCACAAAGCCGCAGGGAAAACACAGUCCAACAAAGUGCACUUUUACUGUUUUUAUUUCAAGGAGCCUUUAUAUUUUAGCUUUUAAAGUCUUUUAAUGAUUUUAACAUUUCUGGAACAGUCACUAGGCUCUUUAAAUACAUCUCUUUGUAACUCUACUGGAUUAUUAAAUGCAUUUUUUAACCUAAAAGUAAUAAUGAUUUUGUGUACAAUACUACAAGACGGUCUGGCUGGUUUCCCUCUAUGAGUUUACAAUUUCAACAUUAAGCUUAAAGAAGCUGUUUUUAAUCUUUA
Molecule: messenger RNA, 1806 nt
Organism: Cheilinus undulatus (humphead wrasse)
Lineage: Eukaryota; Metazoa; Chordata; Actinopteri; Labriformes; Labridae
Product: glycerol-3-phosphate dehydrogenase [NAD(+)], cytoplasmic-like
Exons: 8
Coding region: 392-1441 (349 amino acids)
Biological process (GO): carbohydrate metabolic process; glycerol-3-phosphate catabolic process
Cellular component (GO): glycerol-3-phosphate dehydrogenase (FAD) complex; cytosol
Molecular function (GO): protein homodimerization activity; glycerol-3-phosphate dehydrogenase [NAD(P)+] activity; NAD binding
Source: RefSeq, a predicted model, not a curated record